CAUCGAGCUACACACCACAACCUGCAAUAAAAGUACCUCCUGUGUAACAUGCUGUUUUGUCGAAGGUAUCGCCACAUGCAGUAUGAACACGCCCAUUCUUGCUUGCGUGCAGCGAGGUAGCUUGCAAAUUAAAUAAUAAUGAACAACAACCUUCCAACAAAUGAUAUAUCCUGUGAAACUGAGCAGAGACAGCGCGGACUGCGGCAUGACGCAGACGCGUCAUUCCCUGAGCCUGAGCAGCGCGGCCUGUCGUCGGCUCUGAUAAACAUUGCACGCGAGCAACUUAACGUUUUACGCUCGGAGCAGCAGCCCGCAUGGCAGGAGGCCCCCAGCACCAGCAGCGGGGGCGGCCUCACCUCCCCCAGACAGGCUGCCCAGACGGAGGCUGACCCACCGGGGAGCCCCUCCCCCUCCUCCUCACCCUCCCCUCUCACCCUGCUAGCAGCCACCAACUAUGCUCGGCGAGCCGCCGCGCGGAGGCAGCAGCAGCUGCAGCAGCAGGGCAGUUCCUCUCCCUCCACGACAACACCCGCCGGUGACCCUGAGGGGCUGGGAGAGCGGGAGGAGGCGGCGGAGCAGCAGCAGGCAGCCGUCCGCAGUGACCCACGGGUCAGGAGAGCGGUGGCGCAGUGGUGGCACUGGCUGCCGCGCGGCCGGGGGCCGAGGGAGGGCGAGGAGGAGGAGGAGGAGGACGUGGACCUCCAGCGGGAGGAGGCGGCAAAAGCAUCAGGCGAGCGGGAGGGGCCGCAGCAGCAGCAGGAGGAGGAAGAGCAGGAGGAGGGGGGCGAGGCUGCUCUUACCAGGCGGGCGGGUCGGAGCCUGGGGGGGCACAUGUCGGCCUCCUCCAGCCUGGCCUCCCGCUUCUCCGCCGUGGCAGACGAGGUGCUGGGGGCGGCGGCAGUGGGUGGUGUCCCUGCUGCUGUUGGUGCUGCCGGCAGCGGCGGCGGCAGCGACACGUUGGAGCGGCCGGUGUACUGGGCCCUGCUGCUGGCGCUGGCAGGGGCCCUGUUCCCCCGCUUCCAUCUGCCUCCCCCCGACCCGGACGACUUUGCGCCCGACCCCGAGCACUGGGCGGCUGACAGCGGCGGGCGGCCGCAGCUGGGCUGGGAGGGCUUCCUGGGGGCGCUGUGCGGGAUGGCGGAGGACUGGGCGGCGGGCCCCCACCCGGCUGACCACGCGGAGCUGCUCGAGUCGCUGCUCCGGGAGGUGCAGCGCGGCGAGUCCCGCUCCGCCGCCCUCUCCGACCUGCUGGCCCGCUUCGGCUACCGACACCACCCGCACCAGUACGACAGCCCCGCCGCACCGGCAGGCGGGCAGCAGGAGGGAGGAGCGGGGGGAGGGGGGGCAGCAGCGCACUCGCCACGUGGGGUUGCUCCCGACCCCACCUGCCCCCCGCCCCUGCAAGAACACCCGCAGCAGCAGCUGCUGCUCGUCCCGGGUCCCUGGGAGGAAGAGGGGGAGGAGGAGGGGCGACGCUUGGCGGCUCGAGAACACCAACACGCGGCACCUCACACCGCCACCUCCGCCGCCAACCCCCACGCCACCUCCCACCGUCCACCGCACCCCACCUCCCACCCCACCUCCCACCCCAAACCCAAC
Messenger RNA from Astrephomene gubernaculifera, 1599 nucleotides. The record is from the annotation of a GenBank genome assembly. NCBI's taxonomy places the organism in Eukaryota, Viridiplantae, Chlorophyta, Chlorophyceae, Chlamydomonadales, Astrephomenaceae.